ACUCUGUCUGACUAUCUCCGUCACAGUCACAGACCCGCGCUCUUUCACCGCGGAAUUCCAAUUCUCGCUCAUUCUUUCAUAUACCCACAUACACGUUCCAAUUCCCACAUCUCAAAUCUCUCUCUCUCUCUCUCUCUCUCUCUCUCUCUCUCGCCCUGACUAUCGUAUUCAUAGGUUUCAUGGAUAUUCCAUUGCCGUUCUCCAAAUUAGCUUUAGGAUUGAUUGAUCAGGACGCUUCUUCAGGAACUACAGCCAAGGAGAAGAUAUAUGUAGUUCUAGUAGCGACGGGAAGCUUCAAUCCUCCUACAUACAUGCAUUUACGCAUGUUUGAGCUGGCAAGAGAUGCAUUGAAUGCAGAAGGCUAUUGUGUUAUUGGAGGUUAUAUGUCACCUGUUAAUGAUGCGUACAAGAAAGAGGGCCUUUUAUCUGCUGAGCAUCGUAUACAGCUGUGUCAUCUAGCCUGCAAAAAUUCCGAAUUUGUAAUGGUUGAUCCAUGGGAGGCAAGGCAAAUUACCUUUCAACGCACUUUAACUGUUUUAUCUAGAGUGAAGAGUAUUUUAUGCGAGGGUGGAGUGGUAUCCAGAGGAUCCCUUAAGGUUAUGCUUGUCUGUGGUUCUGAUCUUCUCCAUUCUUUUGGCAUUCCUGGAGUCUGGAUUCCUGACCAGGUCAGGGCCAUAUGCAGUGACUAUGGCGUGGUUUGCAUUCGCAGAGAAGGACAAGAUGUUGAGAAAAUUAUUUCUGAUGAUGAAAUUCUGAAUGAAUACAGGGGUAACAUUAAAGUCGCGGAUGAGCUUAUUCCAAAUCAAAUCAGCUCAACAAGAGUAAGGGACUGCAUUUCGAGAGGGUUGUCGAUAAAAUAUCUGACAGCAGAUGAAGUGAUAGAUUAUAUAAGAGAACAGCAUUUGUACUUGAAUCGCAGUUGAAAAAUGAUGAGCUCAUCAUCAUCAUAUAUUAUUGGGACUGUUGUAUACCAUUGAUCUUCAUCCUGUAAAAACCAUAAUAUAUCAUAUCUUUCUGGUAGAAAUCUCAUUUGAUUG
This is a messenger RNA of Corylus avellana, 1037 nucleotides long. It is a transcript of the gene NMNAT, whose product is annotated as nicotinate/nicotinamide mononucleotide adenyltransferase. Gene Ontology annotation, biological process: NAD+ biosynthetic process. Gene Ontology annotation, molecular function: nicotinamide-nucleotide adenylyltransferase activity; nicotinate-nucleotide adenylyltransferase activity. NCBI's taxonomy places the organism in Eukaryota, Viridiplantae, Streptophyta, Magnoliopsida, Fagales, Betulaceae. The record is from RefSeq and is a predicted model, not a curated record.